AUGUGCAAAGAAAAUAUUAGUAAUAAUAAUAAUAAUCAACAAAAUUAUAUUGGUGGCGGAUUCAGUUGGGGCAAUGCAAAUAUAAAUGUUAUUAUUACACCUACAUUACAAACCAAUGAUCAAUUGGAAGAAGCAAUUUUACAAAAUUAUGAAAUUAUUGAAUCAUGGAUCGAAAGUAAUCAACAACAUUUUUCCAAUGUAAACGAUACCACUGUAUAUAUUUAUUUAGAUUUAGAGACUUUUAGGGUUUCAUCGGUAUAUAGAUCUCAUCCAACCUAUAAGACUUCAAAAAAGAACAUGGUUGGCUUUACAUGUAUAUUUUCUGGUAUUGGAAAGUAUACGAAACUUACCCAAAGUACAUUCAUCUCUAAUAAUAGCGGAGUUACAUCAUAUAACAACCCAAAUAUUUCACUAUCUACAAAUAACCUAUCACUCUUAUCCUCUACCACCAAUACUACAGGAUAUGCUUCGCCACUCUUGUCAAUGUCACCCUCAUCCUUAUCACCAAAUUCAACAUCACCAUUAUCAUCUCCACCUAUAUCCUCAUCACCUAUCAUUAAUGGAAAUCAUUAUAAUAUGAAUGUAACAAGUUCAGUUAGUAAUAAUGGUUAUCAAUAUUCAAGUGGCAGUAGUAGUAGUAGUAGCCACCAUAAUAAUUAUGAUAUUGUUAAUAAUUUAUAUUAUAGUUGUUCAAACGUAAAAAAUAAUAUCUAUGACUCAGCUCACUAUGUAUUGGUUCAAAGUGUAAAUAGAGCUUUAAAUAAACUUAUUAAUGGAAUCUUAUCAUUCAAUCUUCAAUAUGAACAAGUCAUAUCCUAUAAGAGAGGUGAGGGUUUAGAUUUCCCACACAUUGGUUUGGUCCAAACAAGUUUACCAGACCAACCUUUUUCUCCAUUAUCUUCGCCAAUUUCCUCUGCUCCAUCAUCCCCAACUAAAGAUUUUGAAAAUAAUAAUGACCACAUUUAUAUUUAUAAUGAACAUGCAAUAAUAUCUAGUGUUGAUCAACAAGAAGAAGAUCACUUAGAAAAAAAACAUAUAGAGCCAUCUCCACCUGGAACACCUUUUCUUACAAAUAACAAUCACAUUCACAAUAUUUUUUCAAGUUAUUUUAUAGAUCAUUCUAAAAAAAUAAUACCAACCAUUAAGCGUACUUUAGAACGUUCAACAACAUCACCAAAUUUAAACUCAUCAUUUGACCAAAUUAAAAUACACAGCAAUAAUCAUAUAGAUAUUGGUCCAAGUAGUACUAUCGAUACCAUUGGAGUUAAUGGUGGCAAUCCAGCUAGUCCAUUAAAAAUACCAUCAAAUGGUUUCAUUUCAUCGCCAUCUUUGCAAUCAUUAGUUACUAACACUGCUUCCGUUGAACCACUUUUACUCGAGCAACCAUUUUCAUCAGCAUUAUCAAGUUCACCUUCAUCAGAAUUCGAUAAACCAAAGUUACCAGCUUCACCAGCAAAGUUAAGUGCUCUCCAAGCCAAAUUACAUUCAAUUUCAAAAGAGAUUGGUGAUUCAGAGGCAAUGUAUGUAAAUGAAACCAGUGAUUUAAAUGGUGCUGCUUGUAUGUCAUCUUUAUAUGGUUGGGAUUUCGAAAAGAAAGAGCAGUUUGGUAAUCCAUUUGCUGAUUGUUUCUGUAUAUCAAUUGAUCCACAUCCAAUGAUUAGGGCAGUACUUUCAGUAGCUGAUGGUUCAGGUCACGGAGAAGAUCCAAAAAGAGCUGCUUGUAUGUCUGUUUUGGGUUCAAACCAAUAUAUUGAAAGUUUAUACGAACAGGAAAUUCAAACUACAAAUGAUUUACUAACAAUUGUUGGUAACUCAAUUUUUGAAGGUCACAAGAGAAUUAUUGAAGAUGAAUAUUACAAAAAUCUUGAUAUUCAUUUUGAACCAAAGGGUGCUACAACAUUUUGUAUUGGAGUUUUAUCAAAAUUAGUCGAACCAAAUAAUAGUAAUAGUAAUAAUAGUAAUGGCUUAAAUGGUUCAGUUUAUAAUAGUAAUAGUAAUAUUAACAAUAAUAGUGUAAAUGGUAACAACAAUUGUAAUAAUAAUGUAAAUAUUGAAAAUAAUAAUAAUAAUAAUAAUAAUAGUAAUAAUAAUGGUAAUCAAUCACCAAGAUUAACACAAGGUGAUCAACAAGAUUCAUUUAAAAGUUAUAUUAAACCACAAUCCUCAGCUAGAAAAAAUAGUCGUGGUAAUGGUUCAAUUCCAAGGUACAUUGAUCAAAAUUAUGUGAAUGGUGAUGAAAAUACUGGUGGUAGUAGUGGUGAAACAUCACCAAAUAUAUUUCAAUCAAAUAGUCCAAUUAUUUCAUCACAAAGAUUAAAUAAUCCAAUAGCAAAUCACCACAUCCCAAUGCCACCAUCAUUAAAUAGAAUGUGUUUAUCACAAUCAAACGAUUCAGAAAUUUCUUCCAUCAUAUCAGAAUCACCAGAAUUGAUGAUAUCUAAAAAAACAAGUGUAAAGCCAAUCGAAAUUCCAAAUAGUAAUGGUUUCGCUACAAGUCCAAAUAAUUUAUCACCAAGAAAAUCUUUAUCACCAACUAAAAAUACAGUACCAGCAAAAUUACCACCACCAACAUUACCACCACGUCCACAUAAUCUAAUAAUGGGCAAUAAUAAUUACAGCCACAAUUUAAAUAUUAACAGCUUAAACAUUAAAGAUCCAUGGGUUUUUAUAGUUGGUUCGGUUGGUGAUACUAAAGCAUACAGAUGGUCUCAUAUAAAUGGUAAAGUUAUAGAGAUUACAAAUAGAGCUAAAUUAACACCAGGUGCAGGUGGUAAUGUUAAUCAAUUAAAGGUAUCCUCAAGAAAUUUCAAUGAUGCAGGAGGUCAAUUGGGUUGGAUGUGGGGCGGUGAUCAAGAUAAAUCUUGGCCACUUGAUGCAGCAUCAUAUCCAGAAACAAAGAGUGACAAUUUAAGAAGAGAACUCAUUAUAGCUAGAAACGAAAAAUGCAAACCAUUACUCACAAAUCUACAUUUUGCAAUGUCGUUGGUUGUACCAGGUGAUAGGGUUUUCAUUGUUUCAGAUGGUGUUUCAGAUAACUUUUUAACAGAAAAUGUUUCACUCGGCGCCAGUAAUCAACAAUCUACAGGUAAAAUAAAAUCAACUAGGGAACAAAUUGAGGACAAUAUGACAAGGUUUUUAGAUGGCUUACCUAAAGAAUCGUUAGCAACAUGUGAAACGAUGUCGCAGGCUAUUAUUACCCAUUGUAUUGAAAACACAGAGCCAUUCCGUAACCUUCAAGAAGAAACCAGCAAACUUUUAUUAAAGCUUAAAGAAAUUGAAGCCCAUUCACCAAAUGAUUUCACUAAAGACCCAUUAUAUCAAACUUAUAAAAAACUACAUAAUCAGAAAACCAAUGCCCUUAGAAAAAUUAAAACUGGUAAACCUGAUCACUCAUCAAUAGUAAUAUAUCAAGUACCACAUAAUUAA
This is a messenger RNA of Dictyostelium purpureum, 3426 nucleotides long. RefSeq lists its product as uncharacterized. Lineage: Eukaryota; Evosea; Eumycetozoa; Dictyosteliales; Dictyosteliaceae. The transcript is spliced from 2 exons. The coding region runs from base 1 to 3426 and encodes 1141 amino acids. The record is from RefSeq and is a predicted model, not a curated record.